AUGUCGGAGGAUCCAUACUAUGAUCUCGGUUCUUAUCAGCUGCUCGUGAAGACAACCUCUCCAGAAUGUCAGGGCUGGUUUGAUCGUGGAUAUCGUUGGGCCCAGGGCUUCAAUCAUGGAGAAGCCGCCCGUUGCUUCAGGAAGGCUAUUGCACAUGACGAAACUUGUGCCAUGGCAUAUUGGGGCCUGUCUUAUGCCUUAGGACCUAACUACAACAAGGCUUGGAUUCGAUUUGAUCCCUCCGAUUUGCUUGAAACGACCACAGAAGCCCGGCACCUUCUUCAAAAAGCCCAAACGUACACUACCCAAGCAACAAUGAUGGAAUGUGCUCUAAUAGAGGCACUGAAGGCUCGAUUUCCACGAUCGGACGUGUUCCCCGACGAUCUUGGCUCUCUCGAUCGAAGCUAUGGAGAGGCUAUGCGUCCGGUGUAUGAGAAGUUUCCAGAUGACUUGGAUAUCGCCGCUCUCACGGCAGAAGCCUUCAUGUGUUUCACUCCGCGUGGUCUGUGGAACCUCGAUACCGGAAAGCCUACUGGUCAGCAUACUGUCCUGGCUCGGGAGAUAAUUGAGAGGGCGAUGACUCUUCCCGGGGGCGCAGAACAUCCCGCGUUGUGCCAUCUCUAUAUUCAUUUGAUGGAAAUGUCCCCUUACCCCGAAAUCGCAUUGCCAGCAGCCGAUCGGCUACGCUUUCUAAUGCCCGAUGCAUCCCAUCUGCUGCACAUGCCGACACACAUCGAUCUCGCUUGUGGUGAUUAUCGCAGAGCCAUGGACUCAAAUCACCAAGCUAUGCUUGUCGAUGAUAAAUUCUUUGCUCGCACAGAAGGAACCACUCUCUACAAGUUAUAUCGGGCGCACAACAUCUACGUAAAAUUGUAUAGUGCCUUGAUGUCUGGCCGCUUCAAAGAAGCGCUCUCUGCGGCAAAUCGUCUGCCUGGAAUACUCACUACCGAGGUGCUUUCUAUCUCUAGCCCUCCGAUGGCAGAUUGGGUCGAAAGCUUUCUCGGUGGAAUUGUCCAUGUUUUAGUCCGCUUUGGUCGCUGGGAGGAAAUUCUUCAGAAUCUUCCGAUACCAGAGGACAAGCAGUUGUAUUGUUCCACAACAAGUAUGAUCUAUUACGGCCGAGGUAUCGCACUUGCGGUACUUGGUCGCGUUGAUGAAGCAAAGCUCGCACAAGCCAAGUUUGAAACGGCGAGAGCCCUUGUGCCGAGAACCCGUCUUAGUAGCCUGCCGGCUCGGGAGGUCGAUGUACUGAAAGUUGCAUCGGCUAUGCUACAAGGCGAAAUCCAGUAUCGAGAGAGAAAGUUCGACGCUGCUUUUCGCAGCUUGCGAGAGGCUGUUGCUCUGGAAGAUCACCUCCCUUACUCGGACCCCCCGCCAUGGAUGCAGCCAACCCGACAUGCGUUGGGUGCCUUGCUCUUGGAACAAGGCCAUCUCGAGGAAGCGGAAUUAGUAUACCGAGAGGAUCUUGGACUGAGCGACAGUCUACCCAGGCGCAAAGCAAGAUUGAACAACGUUUGGGGACUUCAUGGUCUCCAUGAAUGCUUGACCCAGACGGGGAAAAUUGGAGAAGCCAAAGUUAUCGGCACCCAGAAAGAACUCGCUUUGGCCUCUGCAGAUGUUCCCAUCGCUGCAUCAUGUUUCUGUCGUCUUUCUAAUUCCGAGGGAACAGAAGGUCCCCAGCCCCAAAAAUCAGAGUGCUGCGCCUGA
Penicillium digitatum Pd1 is the source of this 1707-nucleotide messenger RNA. Its product is annotated as Tetratricopeptide-like helical. Lineage: Eukaryota; Fungi; Ascomycota; Eurotiomycetes; Eurotiales; Aspergillaceae. The record is from RefSeq and is a predicted model, not a curated record. Gene Ontology annotation, molecular function: protein binding.